Molecule: messenger RNA, 3967 nt
Organism: Callithrix jacchus (white-tufted-ear marmoset)
Lineage: Eukaryota; Metazoa; Chordata; Mammalia; Primates; Cebidae
Gene: OR56A1
Product: olfactory receptor family 56 subfamily A member 1
Biological process (GO): G protein-coupled receptor signaling pathway
Cellular component (GO): plasma membrane
Molecular function (GO): G protein-coupled receptor activity; olfactory receptor activity
Source: RefSeq, a predicted model, not a curated record
UCAUACAAAUAGUUAUAAAAAGCCUACUCAGCUCAAGAUACAGCUCAUGGCAUCACCCAGCAAUGACUCCACUGCCCCUGUCUCUGAAUUCCUCCUCAUCUGCUUCCCCAACUUCCAGAAUUGGCAGCACUGGCUGUCCCUGCCCCUCAGCCUCCUCUUCCUCCUGGCCAUGGGAGCCAAUGCCACCCUCCUGAUCACCAUCCGGCUGGAAGCCUCUCUGCACCAGCCCCUGUACUACCUGCUCAGCCUCCUCUCCCUGCUGGACAUCGUGCUCUGCCUCACUGUCAUCCCCAAGGUCCUGGCCAUCUUCUGGUUUGGCCUCAGUUCAAUCAGCUUCCCUGCCUGCUUCCUGCAGAUGUUCAUCAUGAACAGUUUCCUCCCCAUGGAGUCCUGCACGUUCAUGGUCAUGGCCUAUGACCGUUAUGUGGCCAUCUGCCACCCACUGCGGUACCCAUCCAUCAUCACUAAUCAAUUUGUGGCCAAAGCUAGUGUCUUCAUUGUGGUGCGGAAUGCCCUUUUUACUGCACCCAUUCCUAUCCUUACUUCCCUGCUCCAUUAUUGUGGGAAAAAUGUCAUUGAGAACUGCAUCUGUGCUAACCUGUCUGUGUCCAGGCUCUCCUGUGAUAAUUUCACCCUUAACAGAAUCUACCAAUUUGUGGCUGGUUGGACCUUGCUGGGCUCGGAUUUCAUCCUCAUCUUUCUCUCCUACACCUUCAUUCUAAGAGCUGUGCUUAGAUUUAAAGCAGAGGGGACAGCAGUGAAGGCCCUGAGCACAUGUGGCUCCCACUUUAUCCUCAUUCUUUUCUUCAGCACCAUCCUGCUGGUUGUUGUGUUGACAAAUGUGGCCAGAAAGAAGGUCCCCAUGGACAUCCUGAUCCUGCUCAAUGUCCUUCAUCACCUUAUUCCUCCUGCAUUGAACCCUAUUGUGUAUGGGGUUCGGACCAAAGAGAUAAAACAGGGAAUUCAGAAAUUACUGCAGAGAAGGAGGUGAAUAUGUAAAACAUUUCUAAUACCUGCCGUCCUUCCUCUCCAGUGAUUUUACCUAGACGGUGAAGUAGAGAAAUGCCAGUUAGGGGAGUAUUUAUUGCACACACUGAGGCUCCCUUCAUUACUGAACCAGUAAGGGAUGGUGAAUCCCUUCCUUCACUUUCCUUGUGUGGUUCAGGUGGAAGUAGGCAAGGGGAAGAAGCUCGUAUUUAUUGUGACUGCUUUGAACCACGCAGUUACAUUUAAGUAAUUUAAGCUUCAAUACAGCUCUGCAGGCACUGUUACCUUCAUUUCACAUAAUAGAAAAAGAGAUGCUUUUAGGAAGAAAAUGGCCGAAGAUCACAUAUGUGGGAAGCAAAAAUAAUAAAACUUAGGCUCUUUCUACAUAGUUGAAAUGCCUCAUCAAUUGCAAUUGAAGCUGAAGAGCAGCCUUUGCUCUCCUUCGACCUGUGUUUUGCCUUUCUGGAUGUCCACAGGUAUUUUCUGCCUAUUCUUAAUUCUUGGAGACCCAAGGGACUUCUCAGAGAAGGCAGAGUCUUGCCUGACCAAUCUUCUGCUGGGAAACAAGAAAAGAGCUUUACAGCAAUAUAAAGCAAUGCCAGCUUUCUAUUCUAUCCUACACACCCUCAUCACCUGAGACAGUCUUGAAAGUGAGGAUUCUUGCAGACAGGAAGAGGGGACUCUGAGAGGGUAAGAAACAGAAAAGCUGGCUAGGCUAUUGUGUUGACCACUUUCCCUAUAUGUGUAAGCUACACAUUCAGUGAACUGAAUGAAUACAAAGUCUUAUUUGAUCUGUUAACUGCCCAAGUGCUCUAGUUGAAUGUGGGAAGAUAUGACAUAGUGUCAGGUUUCUGGAUAACAAUGUUCCAGUUAGGUAAAACAAAACAAAACAAAAACAUACACUGGUUAUUUACAGAUAAUUUAAUGUAAACAAUUGGUUUUGUUGAAAAAAGGAGGCUCAAGUAAUGGAAAUUGCAUCAAGGGGAAGAAACUUCCACUUAGAAAGAGGCUGGGUCAUUAGAACCUAAGAGGCUAGGAAGUAGCCCAUAUCUCAGAUCUCCGAAGAAGGAUGCUGUCUCUAAUUGGUAUCAUGCCACAGGACCUCAAAGGUUGUGGCCCUUAGAGCUGGGACUAAAACCUUUGAGGAUGAGACACUUCCCUGAUGGUGCUGGUAUUUUUGAGAGAGUUCAAUGAGGGUGAUUUUGAGAGCUAAACAAAAACCAAAACCGAUCAACCAACUAACCAAUCUGGAGACUAGAAUCAAUUCCACUUCCAUGGUGAAGAGUUGCUGCUAAGGAAUACUGACUGACAAGGCAGGAACAGAAAGAGAGAGCAUGUGCCCAUCUCCCUGUUUCAACCUUCUAAUGUUCCUGCUGCUCUCUGUAGGUAGAAACUCAGAGAGUGACAGCUGACAAAGAAGGGGUUCGACUUCCAGCACCAGCAUCACAGAGUACAGCAUGGAUGGCAGGCUUGGGUCUGAGAGAUAAGUGUUAGUAACUGACGCAGCUCCAAUCUUCUGUGGGUCUGAAAGCUUGUGAUUACUGAGGAGCAGCUAUAACGUCACCCUGCAGUGCAGUGUUGCCACCAGGAACUAGAGUCAGAAUCAAGUCCCCUAAUGCAGGUGGGUGGAGAAACAUGACAUCGUGUUUAGGGGCAGCAUUCAGAGCCAUGAAGGAAUUGUCAUGAAGCUGGAGUAAGAUCAAAUGCCCCAUUGUGGGGAUUAGAUAAAGUAACUGCAACCCAAUGCUGGUGUGGGCAGUAGGGGCAGAGUUUCUUCCAGUCACUCAACAAGAGCAGGAAAAAAAAAUGAUACCCACUGGCUUACAGGAAGAGGCUCUAGCACCCUCAGGCUCGGCUCUCAUUAUCUCAAGCCAGAGCCACAGGUGCAAUUCAGUAUUUGUAAUUUUUUUAAGAAGAGAAAUCUCUAAUAGAACUUCUCUCCAUCUCAGAGAUGCUAGGAGUUUUACCUACCACUGCUUUCCUAUUGUUCCUCAGAGGUUAUAAAUGCCCACUUCAGCACUGAUCUUCUAAUAUAAGACUUAUAAUGAAAAUCAAAGUUCAUGUGUCUUGAGCACUUGCAAUAUACCAAUGUCUAUAAGUGAUAAUAUACAAUUUUCAUGAGAGACUUCCAUACAUUAUUAUAAAAGUGAUUUUUUAACAAGGAAUCUAAUAGGACAUAAUUCAUAGAAACAUAAUCUGGAAUCAGGUGAUAUUUUCAAGCAUUUGGUCAACUCCACUGGUCUUUCCAGGAGCUCUUUCUCUGCUUCUGUCAGGAUUUCACCUGGUGGCAAGCCCAGAAUUAACUCAAAGAGGAGUCUAUGUUAUUUGGCUAAAACUCAGAUCUUAAUUCCUGACCAGGCUUCUGUAGAUCGAUGCAAAUGCCUAACACAGUUAUGAGGUGCUUGACUCAAACUGUGUGUACAUAAGGACAGAAACUGCCAGCUUUGUUGUGGGGAUCUGUAAAGGAUACAGGGACCAAGACAGCAGUGAGACAGCAGUGGUCACCCCUCACGGUAACUAGCACAGCUCACACACAGUGAGGGGCUCAGUAAACAUUUCCUUACUUAUGACAUUGAACUGGCUAAGCGAAGAGUUGAAAACUCAUGUCUACCUUUAAUCUCUAGUUCCCCAGUAGUAGAGUCCUAAAUAUAAGAAAUGAUAAGCCACAUACUUAAAGUUGGCUCUCUGCUCUGGUUCUAAGUACAGAGGUUUAGAGGACCACAGAUUUCUCACAAAAUUGUCAAGCUUAUGCAAGUAGUAAAGUAACUGGCCUCAAGGGUCUAGAUAGGUUUUGGAGUAAAUCCUCAAACAGAUGAUAAAGGAGCAAGAUAACCAAAAAAUCAGGCCUUGAAGAGCAGACCCAACUCUGCUGUGAAGUCCCCACAGCAAAAUGUAAAAAGUGUCUUCUCUGUAGAAGUUUUCGAGCACUGUCUUGAAUGCAUAUAAUGAAGUAGUAUAAAUUAAAGGCAUUUUAAAUGGA